AUGAACAGGAUACCCACGGUGGACGCCCUUUGCAGCAGAGGUAUGACGAUUAUUGAUGAUAUUUGCUGCCUUUGCGAGGAAGAUCUCGAGUCCGUCUCCCAUAUUUUUUCUGCUUGUCCGAUCUCUGUGGGGGUGUGGGAAAAGGUUAGUUUUUGGUGCCGGAUCCCGAGGUUUUUCAUUUUUUCGUUUAGAGACUUAGUUGAGCUGCAUAGUGUGGGGGAUAGGGAAAAGGCGGACCGUGAGGCGUUGCACGGUGUUGUGCUUACGACGUGUUGGGUGUUAUGGAAGGCUAGAAACAAGUUGAGAUUCAAUGGUAUUAGAAGUAGUGUUGAGGAGAUUUUUAGCGAGGUUAGAGUUGUUAGUUUUUUUUGGUUUAAACAUAGAGCGAAGAAAGGGAAGUUUGAGUGGGAAGAUUUGUGUAAAUUUGUGAAUAUGUAA
This is a messenger RNA of Helianthus annuus (common sunflower), 438 nucleotides long. RefSeq lists its product as uncharacterized. The coding region runs from base 1 to 438 and encodes 145 amino acids. The record is from RefSeq and is a predicted model, not a curated record. NCBI's taxonomy places the organism in Eukaryota, Viridiplantae, Streptophyta, Magnoliopsida, Asterales, Asteraceae. The transcript has a single exon.